This is a messenger RNA of Pyricularia grisea, 399 nucleotides long. RefSeq lists its product as uncharacterized. The transcript has 3 exons. The record is from RefSeq and is a predicted model, not a curated record. NCBI's taxonomy places the organism in Eukaryota, Fungi, Ascomycota, Sordariomycetes, Magnaporthales, Pyriculariaceae. The annotation marks the transcript as partial.
AUGUUGCCUCGGCUAGCUCAUCGAGGUUCGGGCGAGAUACACGAUAGAGCUGACGGCAUCCGACCAGCCAGCCAAUGCGACAACUGGUUCGAGUUUUUACUGGUCCGUAGUCAAAGUCACGGUUGGCUGACAAACAAGCCAACCACUUGUUUGAGAUUUUUGGUAUUGAGUGCAGCUGGCCCGGUACAAGACGCCCGGCAUAGGGAACAACAAAAGAGGAAAUUCAGCGGCCUUCAGGUAACAUGCUACGAAGUAGCUUCCUGUCCUGAGAAGAACUGUCACCACCCCCUUGCCCGCUCGGACACUAGCGGUGCAUCGGCAGCAAAAGCAUAUUCAGCUGCCACAUGCCGACCAACAAGGGAGAUGGAUGGAAAAGUCGUGAAGAAAACGGGGACUGCC